Molecule: messenger RNA, 1695 nt
Organism: Aspergillus welwitschiae
Lineage: Eukaryota; Fungi; Ascomycota; Eurotiomycetes; Eurotiales; Aspergillaceae
Exons: 2
Coding region: 1-1695 (564 amino acids)
Source: RefSeq, a predicted model, not a curated record
AUGGGAACUCGAGGGCUGGAGAUAGUACGCUUCAAUCGUCGUUACUACAUCCGGUACAACCGCCUCGACAAUUACUAUGAGGGCCUCGGUGCCAAAAUCGUCGCAAGAAUUCCGACCGACCCCAACAGAUACCAGGAGUGGCUCCAGUCCAUGCGAGAGAAGUAUGCGACCAAAGAGAGGGCCCUUGAUGCCCUCAUCUACACCAUCCACGACGGUGUCAAGCCUGACUACUCGCAAUUCAGCGAAUUUGUGUCGCUUCCUUCCGAGAUACCGCGACUCCAUGGUUACGACGCCGAGUACAUAUACGUCAUCAACCUCGACCACGAGGUCCUCACAAUGAAUUACGGCAUACAUUGGAAGCUGAAUAAUAUCCCGCGUGAGAACGACCUAUGGCUUGACGCUAUCGAAGAGAGCAUCUAUAUGGACAAACCUACGAUCUCUCUCCAGAAGUGUCCGGAAGAGCACAUGGCCUCCCUGGCUUUGGAGUUGCGAGCUGUCCAAAGGGUUAUUGAAUAUGAUUAUCGCCAAGUAUAUCCGAAGACAGAUAUUACGGAGGGACGAAAGGCAUUUCUCACCCACCUUUUGGCCAAUACGAUUAUUCAGUACAAAGAUGAAAUCACGAAUUUUGGGAGGGAGUGGAGCCCUGACUCGUUCCCCUUCCGGGAGCUGACCUUCGCUCUUGUCUCAAUUGCAUCUGGCCAGGCCAAGUUUCAUUAUUUUCCGGCCAUGCAUUGUAACCCUCGAAAAUGUGAGUCAUGGACCUGUAAUGCCGACCAUUUACCCAAAUCGCCUGGAUGGUUGAACAAAAGGUGGGCCGGGGAUAGUGCUCCGUUGCUGGAGUUUGGCUCCCUAUCCCAUAGACCAGGCGAUCCUCCAGGGGUGUCACCCGCCGAGACAAUAUACUGGCUCGAUGACGUCGUUGUCAGCCUUUCACUGGUUGUUGAUGGCGGGGCAAUUAACGAGGCCGUUGAAUGGGGACUGCAGCAAGGCCAAGACAACUUUCAGAUCGUUAUUCUAUCUCUAUUCAAAGUGGCCUUUGUAGAGGUAACGACGGACGAUGAUGGAAUACCAUUCGUCAAAUGCAGCGGCAAGUUAAAUCUGUCGCCUCUGCACGAAGACUAUUGUAUGAGCACACAUCCUCGGAAGCGACCAGAAGCGAAGCCUGGGAUGCAAAUCAAGCGUCGAUGCGGUGAGCGCAUUCUGAACUCAAACUGCACCGGGACUAUCGACAGACUAGGCAGUCAGUUCCCCGGGCUCGCUACGAUGGUGAACUUCUUCGAAGUUGCUGCGAACCGCCGGGCAGCAUCCAAGUCAGAAGGCACUCUGCGGUCUGAAUUAUACGACCGGAUUCUUGAUUAUGUGGACUAUGAUACGUGGAAGGCCUGUCUGUUGGUGUCGACGGCAGUGCGUGGCUGUUGCUUGCGCAAGUAUAGGCUCGACGAUCGUAUGAGGAUUGUUGCCGGGCCUUUCAUUAGGCUGCAAAAGCAUUUCAAUGAGCCUUUGAUGUCGUUUGACUUUGAAGACAUGCAGACUGGUGAAAUUCUUCCAAUGAAGUGGUAUCCGCGUGUCUGGAACACUUUGGAAUGUAACUGGAUGCCAGUUAUUGGCAGCGAUCGGAAAGCAGUCAUAAUAGAUGUGUGCGUCCAGUAUGAGCCGGCCGUGGAUGAGCCAGUGAAAGUGGACAAGAAUGACUGA